AUGGAGGAUAACACGAAGCAGCACAAUGGCUCCUCGGGGAAGCACCCCUUCUACCGCGGCAUCCGCUGCAGGAACGGCAAGUGGGUCUCCGAGAUCCGCGAGCCGCGCAAGACGCGCCGCAUAUGGCUGGGCACGUACCCGAACGCCGAGAUGGCCGCCGCGGCCUACGACGUGGCGGCACGCGCGCUGCGCGGCGCCGACGCGCUGCUCAACUUCCCGGGCGCAUCCGCCUCGCGCCCGGCCCCCGCGUCAGCCUCCCCCGACGACAUACGCGCGGCCGCGGCGGCCGCAGCUGCAGCCGUCCUGCUAGAGGAUAAGCCGCCGCACGGUGACCUGGAGCAGGCUCCUGACGCCGCCGCCGCCGCCACCGCUCCUCCUCCUGCCAUGCAAGAAGGCGCCACCGAUGAUGUGCCGCAGGAUGAGAUGUCGACGGGCAAUAACGAGGAUCACUUCAUGGACGAGGAGGCCAUCUUCGAGAUGCCGCAGAUGCUGCGCAACAUGGCCGCGGGCAUGAUGAUGACCCCGCCGCGCCUGAGCCCCACCGUCUCGGACGAGUUCUGGCCGGAGUCAGGGGAGAGCCUGUGGAGCUACCACGACCCCUAGCGUGUGUUCUCUGCAUUGGCACCUCCUCCACAGGACAUGAUGAUCGACCGGUGAGCUAGCUGGGCGGCGGUACACUAUACCGGUCGCCGAACUGAAUUCUCUAACCUGGAGAUGAUAGUAUAUGCAUGGACCCCGGUACGACGAAACACCCUCUAUAUAGCUGCUGGUAAUAUAUGUGUGUGCCAUAACUAUAGACUGUGAUACUAUGUGUGCUGCUAGCAAGCUACUUACCUUUAAGUUUCACUUCUCUUUUUCUCCCGCUAAGGUCGUUUUCCUAGGUAAAGUCCACUUUGUUGAUUCGCUCGGCUUAUUGCUCGACCGUUUUAGUAUGAGAGCAAGCAGGCGCGCCACUUUAUCCUUCUUUUUUGUUGGAAAUGUCGAUCGAGUGGAUCGCACAUCGAUCGCAGGGAGACUUGUGCCAUUGUAACAUUUUGUAACUGUAGACAUAAAAUUAAAUAUUUCGGCGGUGGAUAAACUAA
Molecule: messenger RNA, 1082 nt
Organism: Lolium rigidum
Lineage: Eukaryota; Viridiplantae; Streptophyta; Magnoliopsida; Poales; Poaceae
Product: ethylene-responsive transcription factor ERF027-like
Exons: 2
Coding region: 1-603 (200 amino acids)
Biological process (GO): regulation of DNA-templated transcription
Molecular function (GO): DNA-binding transcription factor activity; DNA binding
Source: RefSeq, a predicted model, not a curated record